AUGACCGACAAGUUCCAGGCAAACCUCGAGCGCAUCGUGGCAAAACACGUGGAAAAAUACAAGGCCAAGCAGCGCAAAAGCAACCCCGCUUUUGACGAGUCGGCGUUUGUCUUCGACCCCAACGACCCCGACCAGGUGCCCAAGUACGCCAUCAUUCUCGCGCUCCUUGCCACCUUCCGGUUCCGCUUCUGGUGGUCGGCCAUCUGCAAAAUCAUCUUUGACUGCGCCCAGACCCUCAACCCGCUGGUGUCCCGACAACUCAUCAAGUUUGUGGGCGACAGAUACACCCACGCGCCGCCGAGCAUUGGCAGAGGCGUGGGGCUUGCCAUCGGCGUCACCCUCAUGAUCGCCGUGGCGUCCUACUUCAUGAACAUGAUGCUCUACUACUCGAUGAUGAUGGGCGCCCAGUGCCGAGCAGUGCUGUCCCACUCCAUCUACAAAAAAUCACUCAAUCUCAGCGCAAAGUCGCGACUCAAGUACACUAACGGCCAGAUCACCAACCUGCUGGGCACUGACUGUCACAAGGUGGAUUUCUGCCUCGGCUUCUUCCACUUUUCUUGGACCUUUCCCGUCUCCAUGGCCAUUGCCAUUGUCAUUCUCAUUGUCAAUCUGGGCCCCGCGGCGCUGGUAGGAAUCGCCGUCAUCAUCAUCUGCAUUCUGGCGGUGGCUCGAAUCUCUCGAACAAUAAUGAAACAACGACGAAUCGUCACUGCGCUCACUGACAGACGUAUUUCCAUGAUGAAGGAAAUUCUCCAGAGUAUGCGAGUCAUCAAGUUCUACGCUUGGGAGUUGCCGUACAAGGACCGAGUCAUGGAGAUUCGAAAGGAGGAGCUCAAGGGCGUGAAAAAGCUGCUGGUGAUUCGAAACGCCCUCAACGCUAUUUUCGUCGGUGUCCCCACCAUCGCCUCCAUGCUAUCGUUUGUGGUCAUGUACAAAACGGGUCGGGACCUCGACGCCGCCAAGGUCUUUUCGUCGCUGUCGCUGUUCAACCUGCUGCGAAUGCCACUCAUGCUUCUGCCGCUGUCGACUUCGACGUCGAUUGACGCGUUUGUGGCACUCAAGCGAAUCCAGGGGUUUCUGUUUGCUGGCGAGCAGGUUAAUUACGUUAUCACGGACCCUGAAAUUGGAGAGAAGGGCGAUGCCAUUGUCGUUGAUCAAGCGAGUUUCAUUUGGAAGGAUGAGACCGAGGAAGGGGGCGAGGGCGAGGAGGGUGAGGGAAGCGAGGGCGUCGGCGCCAAGGGGGCCAAGACAACGGUCAUCGACGCCAAGACCGGCGCCAUCGCCAAGGCCGACGCCAAGACCUUGGCGGGCAUUCCAGACGCAAUCUCCCAGGACUCUACCUCCGACGCCGCCUCCGACGCCUCCUCCAGCUCCUCUUCCGUCCCCCAAUUCGUCGGGCUUAACGACAUUUCGCUCACCGUCAAGUCCGGUGAAUUCAUUGUCAUCACCGGCGCCGUAGGCACUGGCAAAUCGUCGCUGCUUUCCGCCAUUGCGGGCCUCAUGGUCAAAACCGCCGGCUCCGUCACCGUUGCCGGAGAAAUGAUCUUUUCGCCUUCGCCUUGGGUCCACAACGCCACCAUUAGAGACAACAUUCUGUUUGGACAGCCGUUCGACCAGGCGCUCUACUCCAAGGUGAUCCACGCGUGUGCUCUGGAACGCGAUUUUGAAAUCCUGCCUGGAGGAGAUGCCACCGAGGUGGGAGAGCGAGGUAUCACGCUUUCCGGCGGCCAAAAGGCACGUAUCUCGCUGGCCACCAUGGCGUACCGAAACCCGUCCAUCAUUCUGCUGGAUGACGUUCUGUCCGCUGUCGACAGUCACGUGGGCAAACACAUCAUGGAAAACUGCAUUCUAGGCCACAUGGGCGGACACACGCGGCUGCUGGCAACUCACCAACUUGGCUUGAUCGACCAGGCGGACCGAAUCAUCUUUCUCGACGGCUCGGGCGCCAUCCGUGUGGGGUCACGUGACGAGCUGAUGCGGAGCGAGCCCGGCUUCGCUCAUCUUAUGGAGUUUGGUUCCAAGCAGGAGGAGGAGGAGGAGGAGCUGGCGCCCUAUGAUAUGGAGGCAGAAGAGGUGGUGGUGGAGGGAGCCACGUUGGACGCUCCACGUGACCUUAAGGUGCUGGAGGAGCAGGCCGAGACCAAGCGACGUCACUCCAUCGACCGGAUCAGUGACUCGUCCGAGUCGGUGCUCGACGAGUUGGUCAGGGCGGCCACCAACACCUCGCUGCAAGAGAAGGACGCUAAAACCACCGUUGCCACUGUGGCGCAAGUGGAUGAGGACAAGGCCAAAGACGGCAAGCUGAUUGCCGCCGAGGGCCGCUCCGUCAAGGCCGUGCCUCUAAAGGUCUACCUUACCUACAUUAAGUAUGGCGGAGGCAUGAUUGGGUAUGCUGUGCUGCCCAUUUUUCUGACGCUGCUGGUUGUCUCGGUCUUCGUCAUGCUCUUCACCAACGUGUGGCUCUCGUACUGGACCGAGGACAAGUGGCCGCAGUAUGGCGACGGGCUGUACAUCGGCAUUUUCGUCAUGUUUGGCUUCCUCACGUGCAUUCUCUUUUUUGCCUGUUUUUACACGCUCACGACCAUCGGCAACAACGCCACCGCAAAAAUGCACAUUGAGGCCGUGGACGGAAUUCUGCACGCUCCCAUGUCCUUUUUUGACACUACUCCCCUGGGUCGAAUCAUGAACCGAUUCAGUAAAGACACCGACACCAUGGACAACGAGAUAAGUGAUCAGACGCGACUGUUUCUGCUGACACUGAGUCAGAUCAUCGGUAUCAUGAUUCUGUGCAUCAUCUACCUGCCGUGGUUCGCUAUCGCCGUGGGGCCCUUGCUGUUCAUCUACCACUGCAUCUCCUCGUACUACAGAAGUACGGCACGAGAGGUGAAACGGCUGGACUCCAUCAACCGAAGUCACGUCUUCUCACACAUGCAGGAGUCGCUCACCGGAGUCUUCAACAUUGCUGCCUACGGCAACAAGACCACGUUUGUCAAGAAGAAUGAGUGGGCCAUCGACAACAUGAACGCGGCGUACUUUCUGACGAUUGCCAACCAGCGCUGGCUGGCCUUCCGCGUCGAUCUAGUUGGCUUCUCGCUCUGUUUUGUCAUUGCCAUGCUCUCUGUCACUGGCCAGUUCAGUAUCAGUCCGUCUGCCGCCGGCCUGGUGCUGUCGUACAUUCUGCAAAUCGUCGGAAUGAUGACGCUGAUGGUCAGAGAGAGCGCACAGGUGGAAAACAACAUGAACACCGUUGAGAGAGUCUUUCAGUACUCCUACGACGUGCCCUCAGAGGCACCAAGCCACAUCCCCGACACGGCGCCGCCUCCCGAGUGGCCCACUGGCGGUGGAAUCGAAUUCCAGGAUGUGAGCAUGUCGUAUCGACCAGGUCUUCCCCUGGUGCUCAAGGACAUUUCCGUCAACGUUCUUCCUGGCGAGCACGUCGGUAUCUGUGGCCGAACUGGAGCGGGCAAGUCGUCCAUCAUGAAUGCCCUGUACCGGCUGUCGGAGCUGUCCCAGGGAACAGUCACCAUUGAUGGCGUUGACAUAUCGACCAUCGGCUUGAACGACCUGCGGUCAAAGCUUUCAAUCAUCCCCCAGGACCCCGUUCUGUUCAACGGAACAAUCCGCUCCAACAUUGACCCGUUCGGCCAGCGAGACGACGCGGCGCUGUGGGACGCUCUGCGACGGUCGUGGCUCGUCGAGGAGGCCGAUCUGGGCAAACUCAAGAGUGGAGCCACAGACUCGAACCACGUCAAGUUCCAUCUGGACACCCAGGUGGACGAGGACGGCUCCAACUUUUCGCUUGGAGAACGGCAAUUGCUGGCGCUGGCUAGAGCUCUAGUUCGCAUGUCUCGAAUCCUUAUUCUCGACGAAGCCACCAGUUCGGUCGAUUAUGAGACAGACUCCAAGAUCCAGUCCACCAUUGUUCAAGAGUUUGCCCAAUGUACGAUUCUGUGCAUUGCUCAUCGGCUGAGAACCAUCCUGAACUAUGACAAGAUCAUGGUUCUUGACGCUGGCAGAAUUGUCGAGUACGACACUCCGUAUCGGCUGUACGUCAAGGAGGGAGGAGUGUUUAGGGGAAUGUGCCUGCAGAGUGGCAUCACUGACGAGGAUUUUCCCGAGGAGAAGAGGGUAGUGUAG
Messenger RNA from Yarrowia lipolytica CLIB122, 4137 nucleotides. RefSeq lists its product as uncharacterized. The record is from RefSeq and is a predicted model, not a curated record. Lineage: Eukaryota; Fungi; Ascomycota; Dipodascomycetes; Dipodascales. Gene Ontology annotation, biological process: transmembrane transport. Gene Ontology annotation, molecular function: ATP hydrolysis activity; ABC-type xenobiotic transporter activity; ATP binding. Gene Ontology annotation, cellular component: plasma membrane.